AUGGAGUCGAUUGCAGCAGACAUCCCCGGCUCGUCGCUGAUACGCUUCAGCCCAGAAAAGUAUCCCUUCGUGCCGGCGGUGCUCCAGCGAGCGGUCGGCUUGCCAACGGACACCUUCACAGAGCUCCCUGAGCUUUUGGAGAAGAUGCUCAGCGCGGACGGCAUCUUGGGCUUCGGCUCCAGCGUUCUCAGCGCUGGGGAGACUGUGAGGGUGUCGGGAUUUAGGGGCAUUUUGGGGGUGAGAACCCUGUGUGGUCCCGGCCGCUUCCCUGUACAAAUGCAAACAAAAAGCAGGGAGAGAAAUGCGUUUUGCCAGCUUGACCUGGUGAGUUCUCCGGUACAUGUAGUAGGCAACCCACAACCCUCGAACGAGUCCUUAAAACCCAGUCGAGCUUCCAAAAGCAUCAUGGGUUGUCAUUCCAAAUCCGAGCCCGAAGCCGUACAGGGUCCUAGCGGAACGGACCUCGUGAAGCCCUGCAAAAGUUAUAGCCCUGAAAGGGGGCCUUAG
This is a messenger RNA of Symbiodinium natans, 507 nucleotides long. NCBI's taxonomy places the organism in Eukaryota, Dinophyceae, Suessiales, Symbiodiniaceae. The record is from the annotation of a GenBank genome assembly.